GUGGGAAGCGCUUUCGAUCACGUUCGUCCUCGAUCUCGUUCUCUCCAAAGUCUCCUAGUCCCCAUCAGGUCUCAUCGAAUUCAAGAUUGAGGAGCUACAAAGGCGCUACGAGCCUGAACAAUGGAACGUGAUUGGAGGACUUCUGUGACAUUCUUGAAGCCGGAAUGUUAGAGAGAAGCCAAAUUCUCCGCAAAGAUUCGAGCCCCAGACGAGUAAUUACCACUCGGGAUGAUCACCAUCACAGAUACAUAUCUCUACGCCCCUGAUCGGUCUUCCCGCCCAACAAUCCGUCGCCUUGCUGGGUCCGCAGACUCUCCUCGGCCUCGAUCAUGAACCUCUCUCUGCCCUCAUGGUCAAAAGCCUUUCCGAACCAUAGUUGCGUGCGACCGUUCCUGAUCUCCUCGAUGACCUCACCCAGCUCUCGGCCCUUGUAAUCCUUCACAAAACGACUCGAACACAUCAGCAACCACGUGUUGGCGAGCGUUUCUGGGUUGCGAAGCAUUCUCGGAUUCCCCAAAUGCCAGAACAUCAACGACACCAUUGCCACCAUCAUGAUGGCCAGGAUGAUCACACUGAUCAACGAGCUGUAGAACGAGACAUCCUUGACCUGGCCAUAGUUAUAUGGCACACCCGCAAUGAGAAUCAAAAGCACGUACGACAGGACGGUCGUGAAUGCGAUGAACGCAUGGUACCAGUUUCGAUGCCACAAGGCCUUGAAGACGACGGUGAACGGAACGCCGUGAAGGUGGCCGGUACACAGAUACCGAGAAACUGCGGCAGACUGGUCAUCACGAAGUUGUCGGUACGGCACCAUUGUUCUGACCUUCAACUCAACCAUUUCCCAGAAAGGGUUGAAGAGGAAGGAGAUGAGGACGGUCAUGAAGAAUCGAGGUCCGAAUCUUGUUCCAUCUAGAAACUUCCACUUGACCGCGGUCAGGUGCUUGCUGUGGUCUGACCCGAGUAGGUUGAUUGCAUAGAUGUCGUUCCCGGAAACGACAAAGGAAAGAAUGACCCCGAAGAGGGCCACGUGGAGGAUCGUAACGACGAGUAUCUGUGCAGUCCCCCAAGGCAGUCGAGCGAGCCAGGAUGAAGGCGCACUACCGGCUGAAGCAGCUGCUUGCACCUCCGAUCCUAGGUCGCGGCUGGAUUCCUGGCCGUUACUGGAGUCGUUGUCAGGUUGUUCAUUGUGCCGCACGACGACGCUGACCACAUCCUCAUUGUCCCGGGAAUGGACUUCAUUGAACAUCAAGAGUUUGUGUUUCAGCUUCGCCUCUACAUCGUGGACUUUGGCUUUUGGCUCGAUGCUUCGCAGCGUAUUCGCGAGGUCCUCUGAAUUGCCCAACAGCCAUGCCAUGGAAGCUAUGCUGCAAGGAUAUGAGAGAAGGCCACUUGGGCGGCUCCAAUUCAGCCAAAUCAACGCCGCGACCAGAAUUCCCGAUAGCACGAGGGUUGUCUGAAGGCUCCGAACGACGGCAAGAUCAACCACCCAAACUGGAUCGCAAAGCUUUCGUCCUUUCUUGGUAUCGCAAGAUGCUCCGGCUUGUACAGUCAUCGCCUCUGACGCGAUCGAGGCCUGGACGCUGAACAGGAUACUCAAAACAGUCGUCAGGAACAUGACCCAUUGCUUGUUCAGAGGGUUGAGGUAUGACCAGUCGAUGCCUCCUUUGAGAUUGGGUCGCAGCACAGACGCCUUUGCCGUUACCGGUGAACCUUUUGCAAGCUGGUAGAAGGGUUCCAUCAUCUGUGCAGAGGCAAAGACGACGCUCCAGAAGCUUUUGAACAGCACUGACAUUGUCACAGGAGCAAAUGUGGCUCCUGCGAGGACGAUGUUGGUGACAUUGACGGGCAAUCCCAGAUGAUUAGGGUUGCCAUCGUGAAUGGGUCGAGUUCCUUGUCCAUCUGAACCUACACCCGAGCCUGGACCUGAGACGGACCCAGAGGUCCCCGAACCAGGGUCAGAUCCGCUAUCUGCGCGUGACCCAGUUGGCUGGGGAUACUCAGACAGAGCCUGCGCAGUAGCACUAGUACCUGCAUCUUUACUAGAUAAGUUUGCUGUAUGAUCGCUGCUAUUGGUUGGCGAAGCCAAUUCUGCUGCUGCAACAUCAGUCUUUUCAUCACCUGCAGGCUGUGUCUCUAUGGCAGAGGCAGAUGUAGCGCUCAGAGAGUUCGGUUCAUUGCUUGUCGCCGUUGCUGUGGGAGUGGACGCGUCUGAGACGACCGCAGACGAAGCCGACGAUGCUGACAAUGCUGUCAAGGCUGAGGCGCUAGCUGCACUUGAAGAGUCUGUUGCUGUCUGAGAAUUCACUCCAUCGCUAGCAGUAGCUGCAGCUGCCAAUGAAGCUGAAGAGCCUGUUGCCACCGAGUUCAACAAUACGGAAGAAGCUGACGCCAAAAGUGUUGUUGCCACUGAUGAAACUGAUACCGGUGAUGUAGCAGUGGAAGGCAAGGUAGUAGCCGAUGCUGAAGACUCUGUCACUGUCGAUCCGGCAGCUGCUGGUGUUGCUAUCGAGUUCGUUUUCGCUGCCGAGUCCGUUGUCCCUACUACACCAGAGAUUAUUGAAGCUGGUGCUAAAGCUGAAACAUCUGUUGUCAAUGAAGCAUCAAAUGUUGUCUUUGAGCUCAACAGAGCUGAAGUUUCUGGUCCUACUGCAGUAUUCGUUGACGCCUCGGUUUCUGAUGCUGCCAAGGUAGUAGUUGAUGUCAAGGAGUCUAUCAAGAUGGAAGAGUCUUGAAGACCCGAGGAUUCCGUUAUGGUUGGAUCGUUUUUCGAUGUGGAUGAUGCAGCCAGUCCUGUCGCAGCAGUGACUAGAGAUCAUGGUGCGCUUGACGCUAGUCCCGUACUUCCAGAAGCUAGAAUUAAAGAAGACGCCAAUGUUGAUGCAUCCGACCGCGCAAGAGUAGCACUCUCAGACUCAGACGCAAUCUCAGAUAUAUCUGAUGCAGAGCUGCUACUUGAACUUGUGAGAGGAACCACAAACGUGGUUGAGCUGUUCACUAGACUCGAUAUUGUUGUAUCAGGAGCGGUGGCAAGCACAUCAGAGGAGACGGUGGGAGAAGUGCGGAGUGAGGUGGUAUUUGUUGGUGUGAUAUAAAUCGUGCUGGACUCUGUUUUGUCAAGUGUCACAAUCGAAGUCACGCUUUCAGUCGACGAGGUGAUGAUUGGGGACGUUCUGGAAGUGCUAGUAAGAUCGAUGAUAUCGGAAGCUAUCGAAGUCGUAUUGCCAGAGGAGAUACUCCCAAAGUCACCAGUUGAAGUACCACGUAACGCUGUACUAGAUGCAACUAGUAACGAGCUUGUGGUCACACUCAUCGUGGUCAAGAUCAAGCUUGUACUGUUGGAGAAAGUAGUGGAUGCCGAAGAUAUGAGCGUCUCAUUGAACCUAGAAAUUGGCAUCGUUGCGCUCUUAGAUAUACUUGUCGUAAAGGUGAGAAAACCUGAGCUAGUACUGAGCGCUGUGAUGCUCAAUAUCGGGGUGGUAACGGCCUCAUGUGCUCUAGAAGUUGUAUUUUGAAACUUCGGUGUGGGGGUAAUUGAAAUCGUGGCCCUGCUAGACCUUGUUUCGGAUAAAGAAGCAGCAUUUACCGUUGUUGGUAGUAUCGAAUUUCCUGCUAUUGGCGUUGAUGGCGCAGUAGUAGUUGUCACAAUGUAGCUACGACUCGUCG
Molecule: messenger RNA, 3663 nt
Organism: Exophiala oligosperma
Lineage: Eukaryota; Fungi; Ascomycota; Eurotiomycetes; Chaetothyriales; Herpotrichiellaceae
Exons: 2
Coding region: 978-1457 (159 amino acids)
Source: RefSeq, a predicted model, not a curated record